AAGAUGUAUGCCUACCUAUAUAGACCUGUCAGAAAGCCAUAUGUAUUCAUGUAUACUUCAUCAACUUUCCAGUUCUCACACGAUAGUCCCGUCGAAUAAUCUGGAUACUUAUGAUAUGAUGGAUCACUCUGAAGAUGAAGACAUACCAGAUUUGGUCAGUGGAGAAUUUUUAGAAGUAUUUAGCCAUCAUUAAUCCUGUUUCAUCCUUCUCCGUGGGUUGAGUGCGAAAGCUGACGCUUAGGAGGGCGAACUUAUGGUUGACGAGGAACGUGAAAGUCGAAAUAGGUACGAUGUCCAGCUGUUUGAAAAGUGCUCAGACUGAAUGAAGAACCUGACAUGUUUGUUCGUAGAUCAGCAGACAUUGCAACUACUGCACAACAGCCACUCACCUCCAAAACCAGACCUCACUCCGCUGCCGAGUAUUCUAAUAUGAGACGGAUCCAGAGAGAGCGUCGUCGGAGAGAAAAUCUUGAGGGAGAAAGUCGUGAGAGUCAUCUUCGUCGUGAGAUGGACUGCAGUGAAAGAGGACGUAUUGAGAGAGAUCCUAUUAUUCCUCCACAUGACACACUUUCCAGUUUACAAGAAGAGAACCGAAAGCUACAGGAAGAAAACAAAAAUCUGGAAAGGGCAUUCAAACAAGUGGACAAUGCUUUAUCUCAAUGCAAAUUAGCUCUAAAGACUCAGAGAGCAGAGGGUGAAAUGUUGGGUCGAGAGAUCGGGUUAGAGUUUGCUGUGGAGAGAUUGAAAAGAAUAAAUGCUGUAGAAGCUAUGCACAGGCUUCUAGAUGAUAAAGAGAAGUUUGAGGGGUGGCAGGGGUUCUAUAAGUUUUCUGCUUCGACGGUGCGUAGAUUACAGGCGGAAAUAGCAACAGAGAAGAAAGAGAGGGAGGAUAAUCCGCACUCCGAGUUGAAGAGUCAAGAUUAUCGGGUGAGGAUAAUGAAAGGGAAGGAUGGGGAGAGGUAUACUGUUUUUGAUCACGAUAAUCCCCGCUCUCGCCGGCUUAGGUCUGAAGAGGAUGAUGAGGCCAGUGAGUAUGCAGAUCUGGUGAGUGAUGCAGAGUGGAUAUAUGAGAAAAUGGUUAAGAAGAGGGAAAUGGAUCAGGGAUUGGAGAUGGAAAGGAUAAGGGAGAUUCAGGAAGAAGUGUUAACGCUGGAGCAACCAGAGGAGGAUAUUGAGGCACAGAAAUUGAAGGAAGAUGAGAGGCUGGGGAAGUUGGAGGAGACGAGAGGGCUAAAGGAGACGGAAGAGGAGAUGGAGGAUGACGAGGAUGAGAUUGAGAUUGCCUUCUUUCCUCCGAGUGUUGAGAACGAGUGUCAAAAAUCUUGAGGAUAGCUUAUUUGAUGAGAUACAGAUGUCAAUUUCUGUUGGGAGGAAGUACUUCUACUGGUCUAUUUUGUGUUUCAGUUGAGUGGUAACUACUUUGCGU
Molecule: messenger RNA, 1426 nt
Organism: Sclerotinia trifoliorum
Lineage: Eukaryota; Fungi; Ascomycota; Leotiomycetes; Helotiales; Sclerotiniaceae
Source: the annotation of a GenBank genome assembly